This is a messenger RNA of Effrenium voratum, 2760 nucleotides long. NCBI's taxonomy places the organism in Eukaryota, Dinophyceae, Suessiales, Symbiodiniaceae. The record is from the annotation of a GenBank genome assembly.
AUGCUUGGGGAGUACUAUGAGACCCGUGAGCGGAACUUGGAGUAUGCGGUAGGUUACUAUGGGGAAACUCUGCGUCACGACGAUUCUCACGAGAAGAGCAUCCUGGCUUUGGCCCGCAUCCACCUCCAUAAGAACGAGCUGGACGUGUGCGAGAAGCAGCUCAUGACACUCCUGCGUGUGGAUCCUUCCAACGAAGAAGCAUCCAUGCUCAUGGCCGAGCUGAAUAUGAUGCUGGCAGCACAAGGAGGGCGCAGUGAUGGUGGUGCUCAAGAGUACAAGGAUGCCACCUUCUACUACCAAGCGCUUUUGGAGAAGAAGCCCUGCAAUUACACAGCCCUCUCCAAGCUGAUCUUCUUGCUAAGGAGAGCCGGCCGGCUCCGCGAUGCGCCCAAGUACAUUCAGGCUGCAGAGAAGGCGUGCACGCGGUCUCCGGAGCGUGAGGCUGGCCUGCGCUUUUGCCGGGGCACCUACUACAGGUGGAUCAGCAAGCAGCAGGACGCUCUGGUGGAGCUGAACUUUGCCCGCCGCGACCCCGACUUCCGUGUGGAGGCCUUGACUCACAUGAUCGAGAUUUACCUGAACCCGGACCCCAAUGCUGGGUUGGAUUCCUUGGAUGUGGCUACAGAGCCGCUGAAUGACAACCUUAGAGAAGUGGACAACCUUCUCAAGGAGCUCAGCCAGGUGAACAAGCAGUCCUGGAACCCUCGGCUGAAGGUCUACCAGUGCCAGAGCCUCAUGUUCACCAAGCAGAAGACCAACGUUGAGCAUGCUCUUAGCCAACUCAUGGACAUCUACAACGACAAAAAGGACUACAUCCCGGCACUUUUGGCAAUGUCGCAAGGUCUCAUUAUCCAAAAGCAGCAGACGAAAGCCAGAAAUCAGCUGAAGCGCAUUGCUGACUUGGCCAAGAAGGGCUACAACCCGGAGUUCAUGGACGAUUUUGAGAGAGCGUGGCUUCUUCUAGCUGAGAUCUACAUCCAGUCAUCGAAGUAUGAUCUUGCAUCGUCCCUUUGCCACUUGGCCAAGGACCACAAUCGGUCCUGCGGAAAGGCCUGGGAGCAGCUUGGCUUGAUUUAUGAGAAGGAGCAGGCGUACAAGGAUGCUGCUUCUCACUAUGAGAAGGCCUGGGAGUUCUGCAACGAGGCCUCGCCGGCAGUCGGUUACCGACUAGCUUUCAACUACUUGAAGGCGAAGAGAUAUGUGCCCGCCAUCAACGUGUGCCAGAGCGUCUUGAAGAUCUCGGAGAACUACCCGAAGAUCAAGAAGGACGGAGUGGCGCUGCUGGUGGCAGCCGUCCUUUUGCUUCUCUUGCUCUUCACCCGGGCAAUCUUCAUAGAUGUGGGUUCCCGGGAUGGAUUGCUGCUGGCCAGUGGUGCAGCCUCCCAACCGGGCAAGGAGCCCUUGGCAGCAGUGGCUGUGGCCCGGCAAGCCAGGAGCCUCAGCUCCUGCGCCUCGCUGCCUGCGAGUGUCUUGCGGGACGUGCAGCAUGUGGCGCUGGUGCAUCGGGGCGUUUGGAGAUGCUUGCACAUCUCCACCGUUACCAAGUACAGCGAUUUCCACGUUUGGUUGGAGGCAGGGGACGGCUCUGGAGUUCGCGUGCAGGGCAGCAAGGUCUUCCUACGGCAGGGUUGGCUCGGCGACGAGGAGGCUGUGGAGUCCGUAGAAGACUUUGGGCUCAACAGCUCUACCGCGGAGAACUCAGACCCGCGGGUGCUCUCCAGUGGUGCUGUGAUUGAGCAGCCUUAUGCUUUCGGCAUGCCGCAACAAGAAGGCCACUGGCCGGUAAGGUCUGUGGGUGUGAUGCACGCCGCCUUCUUGACAGAGGAUGGUGAGGUCUACUGUCUCGGCCGGAAUUCCUGCGGGGAGUGUGCAGUGGAUCCUGCUGUGCAGAAUGUGGCAGCUUCCUGCCGCAAGGUGAGCUUCCCCAAGCACAGCCAUCCGAUUCGACGAGUGGAAUGCGGACGUUCUCACACGGUGGCCGUGGGUGCUGAUGGGCAGUGCUUUGCUUGGGGCGACGACUCAAAGAUCCAGUUGGGCCUGGGCGACACGCGGUCCAACGUGGGCGAGGAGCGGCCUUUCUCCGGCUCCCGAGGCUUCCUCAACACGCAGAAGACCGGGCAGCCUAUGGCUACGCAAAGCUUCCUGCGUGGUGGGCCAGAGUUCACCGGCUCGCGGGUGUUCUCAACCUCCCAGAAGAAGUACGGGGACUUUGAAUCCCAUCAGCAGAUCAAGCCAGCCACCAUGAUGGACAUUCCACUAGAGCCCGAGCGGCAAGUACAUGGUACGCCCUAUCCGCCUCCAAGCGAUGUCCGAUGCGGCGGUGACUUCACUCUCCUGCUGGUCAGAGACAGCCCAGACUGGUACCCGCCAGAGGAAGAGUCUCAGCGGCUCUUUUGCUGUGGAGAGAAUGGCAAGGGCCAGUGCGGCCGGUCUCUUCAGCAGCAGCAGCAAGUCUUCGCUGCUUGCAAGCUGCCGCGGAACAGCAAAAUGCUAGGCUUCUCCUGCGGCUCUGACCACUGCGUGGCCGUGAUCAAGAGAAUCGACUCGCGAAAGCAGGAGCUCUGGUGCUGGGGCCACAAUGCCGAGGGCCAGGCUGGCGGCAGCAACAGCGGGGCGGUAUGCCCCGCUGCAAGGUUGCGGCUGCCCCGAGGGGCACGGGUCGAGGCUGCCUGGUGCGGCUUCUCCAGCAGCGGGGCGAUAUGUUCCGACAGUUCCUCUCGGUUCAGAGUGAAAGACGACGAAAGUGACAGCGAGGGGUAG